UGUCCGUUACACGUCCUGCCUCCGCGCGACCCACGCGCCAGUCCGACACCCCCCCCACACUCUGUUACGUCAUCAGCUGCCUCCUCGAUUCACACAAGACCCUACUCGGCGUUGGCCGGGCAACCCCUAGCACUCGCCUGAGGCACCUCCUUUAUAGACGGGCGGCGGUUUGUAUCGCCACCUAAGGCUUGGGACACGCCAGGGGAUGGGCGCUUGUAGAUGACGUAAUCAGCCAGGGUAGUCGGCUCAGAAGGCCCCGCAAUGUGCAGGUGGUGUAUGUGAGGCCGCUGGGGGCUGGGAGCGGUGCCACGCGUGGGGGUGGGGAUGGCAGCCGCCGUAGAGCAGAGGAUGUGGGGCGCUGGUUUCCGUACAGAACAAGGCAUCCUGCAGUAGCGCGAUGCCUGCGGGGGGCGCAGCCAUGCUCUGGCUCCCAGCGCAGAGGCUUAUCCCGGCUGUGAAGGGCUUGUGCAGUUUAUCAGGCUGCAAGUCCUGUUUCCUUCGGAGAUUUUCCAUCCAGCCUGCCCAGCAGAGGAAGAUUCCAAACCGGUACCUGGGCCAGCCCAGCUCCUUCACACAUCCACACCUUCUCAAACCAGGGGAGGUAACACCGGGAUUGUCACAGGUGGAAUAUGAUCUACGCCGACACAAGCUGAUGACUUUGAUCAAGAAAGAGGCGCAAGAGUGGGGUGGGGUGGACCACACAGUGAUUCUGCUAUCCAACCCCACUUACUACAUGAGCAACGACAUCCCAUACACCUUCCACCAGGACACCAACUUCCUGUACCUGUGUGGCUUCCAGGAGCCUGACAGCAUCCUGGUGCUGCAGAGCUUGCCUGGCAAGGCACUGCCAUCCCACAAGGCCAUGCUCUUUGUGCCACGGCGAGAUCCAAGCCGAGAGCUGUGGGAUGGGCCACGAUCAGGCACCGAUGGGGCAGUAGCUUUGACAGGAGUGGAUGAAGCUUACCCCCUAGAGGAGAUUAGACACCUGGUGACCAAACUGAAAGGUGAAUCAAACAUGGUUUGGUAUGAUUCUGCAAAGCCAGUGCACACACAGCUCCACUCUGACUACCUGCAGCCUCUGGCCGAGAUCAAAGCUGGAAGCAAAAACCGCAUCCGAGCUAUUCAUCAUCUAGUACAACAACUCCGCCUGAUCAAAUCCCCUGCAGAGAUUGAGAGGAUGAAGGUUGCCGGAAGGGUGACGUCACAGGCUUUUAUAGAGACAAUGUUUGCCAGCAAAUUCCCAGUGGAUGAAGCAUAUCUCUAUGCUAAGUUUGAAUUUGAAUGCCGGGCACGAGGGGCUGACAUCUUGGCUUACCCACCUGUGGUCGCUGGUGGCAACAGGUCCAACACCUUGCACUAUAUAAAAAACAACCAGCUUAUCAAGGAUGGAGAAAUGGUCUUACUGGAUGGUGGAUGUGAGUCUUCCUGCUACGUAAGUGACAUCACUCGCACCUGGCCCAUCAAUGGCAGUGCAUCUACCAAAACAAAUCUAAGGUUACAGAGAUGGGUCUUGCCUUUCCUUGUGCAGGGGCUGACUCUGGGCAUGUGAGUGAGGCGUAAGGGAGCAGGUGUUUAGUCCAUGUGUGAGUGGCUGCCAGUCUCAGGUCAGGAACGUUCCAUUAAGUGUCCCUGUGAUGGUUGGGUUGGUUCCAGUGUCUCUUUGCUCACGUCCUUCCCUUCAAACUGCAGCUUUGCCCUGCUCGGCUUCAGGCCAAAGAUUCCAACCAAGAGUCCCCUCUCCACAGCCGGGAGAGUGCCUGACUCAGAACUGCGCCUGACCUGGGAACU
Molecule: messenger RNA, 1788 nt
Organism: Chrysemys picta bellii (western painted turtle)
Lineage: Eukaryota; Metazoa; Chordata; Testudines; Emydidae
Source: RefSeq, a predicted model, not a curated record